AGGAAAAGAUAAAGGAGUAGCAGAGGAAGAAUUAGACUUUUACAUAAGAAAAACAAAAUGGGGUUGCUGGCAGGAAUGGGGGUUUUAGCGCCAUUUCCUUUCUACUGGUGGCUGUGGACGCAGCCGCAGACAUGGGUGAACCUGUGCGGGAAGGGGCGGGAUCCUUCCAAGGUGAUGGCGUACGUGUCCCACGCGCUGAAGCUGGUUCAGUUUGUUUCUCUCUUCUCUGUCUCUUCUCCUUCAUGGCCUCCACCGCUGUUCUUCUGGCCCCUCAUCGUCUUCGGCCAGUUCCUCAACUUCAGGGUAUACCAAUUGCUUGGAGAAUCCGGCACUUAUUAUGGUGUUCGAUUCGGAAAGAAGUUUCCUUGGGUGACAGAAUUUCCCUUUGGAUAUAUCAAAGAUCCUCAGUACGUAGGAAGUAUCAUGAGUCUUUUUGCAUGUCUAUCUUGGGUACCCUUUCAAUACAUUUUUCUGUGGACUCUGGGCUAUGGGUUUAUGAUAAAGGUGGAGUCAACAGAAAAUCCAGGUACACGAGCAAAACCAUUCACUUGAUAUCUGGAUAUUGCUUCUUACUGAUCUGCAACCUUGAACAACUUACCAUUCACAAAUUUUGUUAAAGAUGCUUCUUUCUAUAUAUUUCUUUAUAUAAGAUGUCAUCUUUAUGGUCAAAAUCUCUGACCUUGUCAAGAUUGCUAUCCAAUGUAGUUUUGCCUUUGAAUAAGUUGCCUGCCUGAUUAUUAGUCACUUGUUUUUUUCUGCAUGGUAACUGGAAUCACAAGGCCUUUCUUCUGUCUUCAUUUAAUUAAAAGAUCAUAUUAUCAAUGCCAGAGAAUGAUCUUGUAGUA
Molecule: messenger RNA, 845 nt
Organism: Carica papaya (papaya)
Lineage: Eukaryota; Viridiplantae; Streptophyta; Magnoliopsida; Brassicales; Caricaceae
Gene: PLMT
Product: phospholipid N-methyltransferase
Biological process (GO): phosphatidylcholine biosynthetic process
Molecular function (GO): S-adenosylmethionine-dependent methyltransferase activity
Source: RefSeq, a predicted model, not a curated record